CAAGCAACGCAUAUAUCGAUCACAAUCCCAACACUCAAUUGACACACCGUCUCGAUCUGGAAGACUGGAAACACAAAGCUAGAUCGAGCUAGCUGUACGUAGCAAGCACACGUACGUACGACAUGGCGACGACGCGCAGCGCCUUGGCAGGCCUGGUGCUGGCCCUGGCCCUGGCCACCGGCUCCAUGGCCCAGAACUCGGAGCAGGACUUCGUCGACGCCCACACCGCGGCGCGCCAGGAAGUGGGCCUGGGCCAGGUGUGGUGGGACAGGAACCUGGAGGACUACGCGCGGUGGUACGCGGACCAGCGCCGCGGCGACUGCGCGCUCCAGCACUCGGACUACCAGAGAGCCGGCUACGGCGAGAACCUCUACUGGGGCCCCGGGUCGGACUGGACGGGCGUGGACGCCGUCAACACGUGGGUGGCGGAGAGGGAGUUCUACGACUACGACAGCAACACCUGCACCGGCCCCUUCGGGUGCGGCCACUACACGCAGGUGAUGUGGCACGACUCCACGCUCAUCGGCUGCGCACGCGUCGACUGCGACAACGGCCUCGGCGUCUUCAUCACCUGCAACUACUACCCGCCCGGGAACUGGCCCGGCCAGCGCCCAUGGCUGGCGGCGCGUUCUGCUUAAGCACGGCUAGCUACCCGGUACUGCUCGCGUGCUAGCUGCGAUGGAGCGAAUAAGAUCUCGUACGUGUCGUCGUGUUUACUCGAGGUUUGAGUGCCCAUGCCUGCCUAGUAUAUUUAGGCACGCAUAAUGUUGUAAGAGUCUGAUCGAGUGUCUAUAGCAAGGGGCGGAUGUAUGUACCGCGCCUCUCUGCAAUUGUCUGUAAUCUGCUGUUCCUUUCGUGUGUUUGCAAUAAAAUUUGUGCUUUUGAUCUUUUUU
Molecule: messenger RNA, 893 nt
Organism: Brachypodium distachyon (stiff brome)
Lineage: Eukaryota; Viridiplantae; Streptophyta; Magnoliopsida; Poales; Poaceae
Product: pathogenesis-related protein 1
Exons: 1
Coding region: 123-638 (171 amino acids)
Cellular component (GO): extracellular region
Source: RefSeq, a predicted model, not a curated record